Messenger RNA from Myotis davidii, 2171 nucleotides. RefSeq names its product carbohydrate (N-acetylglucosamine-6-O) sulfotransferase 2 (gene CHST2). Gene Ontology annotation, cellular component: Golgi membrane. The transcript has a single exon. Gene Ontology annotation, molecular function: N-acetylglucosamine 6-O-sulfotransferase activity. NCBI's taxonomy places the organism in Eukaryota, Metazoa, Chordata, Mammalia, Chiroptera, Vespertilionidae. The record is from RefSeq and is a predicted model, not a curated record. Gene Ontology annotation, biological process: sulfur compound metabolic process; N-acetylglucosamine metabolic process; carbohydrate metabolic process. The annotation marks the transcript as partial.
GCCGUGUCCCCCGGCCUGCCUCCCCGAUUGCUCCCGGCCGCGCCUGCAGCAGCACGCGCCUUGCUCCCACCGAGGUCCCGGCGCCCGGGCCGCCACUGGCCUGCGUCGCCCCUCGGAAUGAAGGUGUUCCGUAGGAAGGCGCUAGUGCUGUGCGCAGGCUAUGCGCUGCUGCUUGUGCUCACCAUGCUUAACCUCCUGGACUACAAGUGGCACAAGGAGCCGCUACAGCAGUGCAGUCCCGACGGGCCGCUAGGUGCUGCGGCAGGGGUGGCUGGGGACGGCUGGGGGCGCCCGAGGCCUCCUCCAGCUGUGUCGCAUGGCGCACACACCCGCUUGGACCCCCGCACCCCGUACCGCUCCCCCGCUGCCCCUGUCCUAGGGGCUGCACAGGCAGCGGAGGCGGGGGCCGUGGUCCCUUCCGGCAAUAGCACUCGCAGCUCCAGGGGCGGUGAUAUUAAACGGCAGUUGGUGUACGUGUUCACCACAUGGCGCUCAGGCUCGUCCUUCUUCGGGGAGCUCUUUAACCAGAAUCCCGAGGUAUUCUUCCUAUACGAGCCAGUGUGGCACGUGUGGCAAAAACUGUACCCGGGGGACGCCGUGUCUCUGCAAGGGGCAGCGCGGGACAUGCUGAGCGCUCUCUAUCGCUGUGACCUCUCAGUCUUUCAGCUGUACAGCCCUGCUGGCAGCGGGGGGCGCAACCUCACCACACUGGGCAUUUUUGGCGCUGCCACCAAUAAGGUCGUGUGCUCUUCGCCGCUUUGCCCUGCCUAUCGCAAAGAGGUCGUGGGGCUGGUGGACGAUCGUGUGUGCAAGAAGUGUCCACCCCAACGCUUGGCACUCUUCGAAGAAGAGUGCCGCAAGUACCACACGCUGGUCAUCAAGGGCGUGCGUGUCUUCGAUGUGGCCGUGUUGGCGCCACUACUUCGCGACCCGGCCUUGGACCUCAAGGUCAUCCACCUGGUGCGUGAUCCUCGUGCUGUGGCCAGCUCACGCAUCCGCUCGCGCCACGGUCUCAUCCGUGAGAGCCUGCAGGUGGUACGCAGCCGGGACCCGAGAGCCCAUCGCAUGCCAUUCCUGGAGGCUGCUGGCCACAAGCUGGGUGCCAAGAAGGAGGGUGUGGGUGGCCCAGCAGACUACCAUGCACUUGGGGCUAUGGAGGUCAUCUGCAACAGCAUGGCCAAGACACUGCAGACAGCCCUGCAGCCCCCUGACUGGCUACAAGGCCACUACCUAGCGGUGCGGUACGAGGACCUGGUGGGAGACCCCGUCAAGACCCUACGGAGGGUGUACGACUUUGUGGGACUGCUGGUGAGCCCUGAAAUGGAGCAAUUUGCCUUGAACAUGACCAGUGGUUCGGGUUCCUCCUCCAAGCCUUUUGUGGUAUCUGCCCGUAAUGCCACACAGGCAGCCAACGCAUGGCGGACUGCCCUCACCUUUCAGCAGAUCAAACAAGUGGAGGAAUUUUGCUAUCAGCCCAUGGCUGUGCUGGGCUAUCAGAGGGUGAAUAGCCCGGAGGAAGUCAAAGACCUCAGCAAAACCCUGCUCCAAAAGCCCCGGCUCUGAGGGUUUCUUGGGAGGCCUGACUGGAGGUGGGAGGCACCCAAAGGAAGUCUGUUGAGGUGGGAGACAAUCCACCCACAGGGGACUGUGGUGUGUUUAAACAGAAACAGUCCAGACCCAAGCUGAGGAAGCCCACAUAUUCUAUUAUAGAUGUAUUAUAUAAAUAACCACACAGACAUUUGCUGUCAGUGUUCCCAGUCUUGCAUUUCAAGAACAAUCACAAUACAUACAUAUCUCAGAAAAGGCGAGACUUGAAAGUUCUGACCAGCUGCCUUCCUGUCCUCUCCCUGCCUUUUCUCUCUUUCCCGUUCCCCGAGGUCUUACCCUCUCUCCUACCUGCCCUGCAUUUUGAAGUGGGAUACUGAUUAAAUCAAGAUCCAGUAACCCAAAUCUUGUUUACAAAGUUUUUGUGGUAUCUGUGAACAUGUAGUAGCGUAAUUUGGAUGUGGGGUGAGGGAAUAAAAAAAGGGGAAGUGGCCCAGGAGCAGAAAGCCCCAUUGGGAAUAAUAAACCAAGGAGGCAUUCAUUUAAAGUAGACUUCUCUGUAAAAGCAAAGGUUAUAUGUGAGUAUUAAUAAAGAAGAUAAUAAAUAAUACUAAUUUUUAUACUUG